Messenger RNA from Zychaea mexicana, 1290 nucleotides. RefSeq names its product kinase-like domain-containing protein. The record is from RefSeq and is a predicted model, not a curated record. NCBI's taxonomy places the organism in Eukaryota, Fungi, Mucoromycota, Mucoromycetes, Mucorales, Lichtheimiaceae. Bases 1 to 1290 code for a protein of 429 amino acids. Gene Ontology annotation, cellular component: cAMP-dependent protein kinase complex; nucleus. Gene Ontology annotation, molecular function: cAMP-dependent protein kinase activity; ATP binding. Gene Ontology annotation, biological process: peptidyl-serine phosphorylation. The transcript is spliced from 7 exons.
AUGAAACCAACGAAAAAGAACCGGUUCUCCGACUGUCCCUGUUUCUGUCCACACAUUUCGGAAUAUGCACAAACAAUCGUCAAGUCCGAUGUUGAAAACAUCCCACUGAAAUUGACAGACGUCGGCACGGCUAUUUAUCCAACCAACCAAUUCCGUCGGCAACAUUCUACCAUUACCUUUCGUUCGUCUGUAACACUUUACGGUUUUGGAACCGGCGGCAGCAAAAAGUCGACCAGUCUUGAUGAUGCAGCCACGACCAGCACUUCGAGUGAAGACGAAAAUUCAUUGUCUCAGUUGCUUGUGGAAUGGCAGAAUCGUACACCUCGUUUUGAACCAAACCCUGACCUGGGCAUUCAGGAUUUUGAUUUACUCGAAACGCUUGGAACGGGUACCUUUGGUCGCGUGUACCUGGCCAAACAGAAAGAACCCAACACCUAUUAUGCAAUCAAGGUGUUGAAGAAGGCCGAAAUUGUACGGUUAAAACAGGUUGAGCACAUCAACAGUGAACGACAAGUGCUUUGCCAAGUGAAUUUCCCGUUCAUUGUCCAACUGUGCUGCACGUUUCAGGACAACCAUAGUCUGUACAUGGUACAGGAGUAUGUGAUCGGUGGAGAACUGUUUCGACAUCUUCGACGGGCCGGCCGAUUUUCUAGCCAGACAACACAGUUUUACGCAGCAGAAAUUGUGCUUGCUAUAGAAUAUCUGCAUUGUAAAGAUAUCAUUUAUCGUGAUCUCAAACCCGAAAACAUACUUCUUGAUACGCAAGGGCAUAUCCGGAUCACUGAUUUUGGCUUUGCUAAAAAGAUCGAGGACCGGACAUGGACGCUGUGCGGAACACCCGAGUAUUUGGCACCAGAGAUCAUCCAAAGUAAAGGCCACGGCAAACCUGUGGAUUGGUGGGCACUUGGGAUUUUAAUCUUUGAGAUGUUGGCCGGAUACCCACCGUUCUAUGACGACACGCAUGUCGGCACCUACGAGCGUAUUUUGGCAGGCAAGGUGCGAUGUCCACGACACUUUGAUAGCGCAGCCAAAGAUCUUGUCAAGAGCCUCCUUGUGGUCGAUCGGACCCGGCGGCUAGGCAAUUUGCGUGGAGGAGCGCAAGAUAUCAUGAACCAUCGGUUUUUCCGUGGCACCGAUUGGCGGGGGCUACUGAACAGGACGGUGCGGGCACCCCUUGUUCCUGCGCAUGCCAACGAACAUGACACGAGCAACUUUGAAAAGUACCCUGCUGAGAAACAGCACCAUCAUCCAGAAGGCGAUCCGUAUCGUCAUCUCUUUACCAGCUUUUAA